AUGUGCAAGUCCAAGGGCUUCGUUGCCGUCGACCCUGACAACGUGGACGGCUACACAAACGCCAACGGCGUGGGCCUCACUGCCGCCCACCAGCUGUCCUACAACACGUUCCUGGCCAACGAGGCGCAUGCGCAGGGGCUGGCUGCUGGACUCAAGAACGACCUUGGCCAGCUGACCCAGCUGACACCCCACUUUGACUUCUUCGUCAACGAGCAAUGCAACGAGUUUGGCGAGUGUGGGAUGUACACCCCCAGCAAGGCGGCCGGCAAGCCCGUCUGGAACAUCGAGUACACCUCAACCAACUUCAAUAAGGGCUGCCCUCAGCAGGCCACCAUGGGGAUGCGCACCACCCUCAAGAGCCUGAGCCUGACUGCGUCGCCCUUCACCGAGUGCUCGACCAACCCGUGGCCAUACCCGUCUCCAAGCCCCAGCCCGUCCCCGUCCCCAAGCCCCACCCC
This is a messenger RNA of Monoraphidium neglectum, 458 nucleotides long. RefSeq lists its product as hypothetical. The record is from RefSeq and is a predicted model, not a curated record. The annotation marks the transcript as partial. The transcript is spliced from 3 exons. NCBI's taxonomy places the organism in Eukaryota, Viridiplantae, Chlorophyta, Chlorophyceae, Sphaeropleales, Selenastraceae.